Molecule: messenger RNA, 1231 nt
Organism: Anopheles arabiensis
Lineage: Eukaryota; Metazoa; Arthropoda; Insecta; Diptera; Culicidae
Product: SUMO-conjugating enzyme UBC9-B-like
Exons: 4
Coding region: 137-613 (158 amino acids)
Biological process (GO): protein sumoylation
Cellular component (GO): nucleus
Molecular function (GO): SUMO conjugating enzyme activity
Source: RefSeq, a predicted model, not a curated record
CCGGCGCCGGUCGCACUGAAACGAAUGAUUUUGCCCUUCGUCUCUCUCUGUCUCUUUGUGUGUGCGCGAACGUUAAUUUCCGUUAUUUUUCGUGAAUUUGCCGUAGGGAACGUGGACACGCGAAAAGGAGAACAUCAUGUCCGGAAUAGCGAUACUACGCCUGUACGAGGAACGAAAGGCCUGGCGGAAGGAUCAUCCCUACGGAUUUGUGGCCAGGCCGGCGAAGAAUUCCGAUGGCUCGAUCGAACUGAUGACCUGGGAGUGUGCAGUUCCCGGAAAGAUGGGAACCCUUUGGGAGGGUGGCCUGUACAAGCUUCAAAUGCUGUUCCAAGAUGACUAUCCGGCCACCCCGCCCGAUUGCAAGUUCGUGCCGCCCCUGUUCCAUCCGAACGUGUACCCGUCCGGCGCCAUCGCCCUGUCGCUGCUGGACGAGGACCAGGGCUGGCGUGCGGCAACGACGAUCAAGCAGAUACUGUUUAGCAUUCAGGAGCUGCUGAACACGCCGGACGUUUCGUAUCCGGCCCACACCGAAGCGUUCGCGAUUUACAGCCGCAAUCCGUUUGAGUACGACAAGCGCGUACGUGCCCAGGCCAAAGCAAAUGCGGUGUAUUAAAUUUAUGUUUCGUUUUUUUUUUCAUCACUAUCCCGCCCCGGGCGAGAGAUGGCAGUAAGAUAAUACGGAUCGAUAGUAGGGUAAGAGUAGAGGUUCAGCCCGGAUGGCUGGUAAACCAGUAGGGUGUGUCUCUCCCUCCGAACAAAGAGCGCGUUGAGUAGCAGUUAAGCAUAACGUCACAGGUGUUACACACUCACAUUCGUAUCUCAUAUGUUAAGUUUUUGUAUUUUAUCUCUUGAUCGGUGCGCGUUCAGUUUAGGGGGAGAAGCCGUUUAGGCAGGUUGGAAUUUAACUCUAGGAAGGAAUAGGGAAGCACGGGGGUGAAAUCAAACUUCUAGAAUUACAGCCAAACAAACUGCCUUUUAAACCGUCGCCGUCUGCGAAUGGCCUGCUGAGGGAGGAGAAUAUUAUCAGAAGAGAUAACAUCAAACAUUAUCGAAGCGCAUGAGUGUGUAUUGUCGAUCUCCCAAGGAAAUCGGCGCUGGGGACAAAAAAAAAAGGAAUCCCAGCUUUCGUCGUGAGCAAAACGACAUUGGGGCCCUUUCCGUUUGAAGUUCGUAGGCUGAAAUUUCAGCCUGUCAGCUGUUUUCAUUGUAAAGCAGUUUUCGAGCAGCUAUC